CUCUCCCACCUCUAGAUGAACAGUACAGUGGGCAUAGUGCACAAGCGUAAUUCUCUCUCUCGGUUCACGGAGGCCGUCAGCAUCCUGACCAUCCAAAGUGUCAACGUCACCGACACCGGCACUUACACCUGCUCUGCCAUCACUGUGGAGAAAAGAAUGGAUCUGGCAACUCAAGUCAUAGUGCACGAGAAGCCAUUCAUCAGCCUAGACUACAGGAGCAGCCCGGUCGUCGAGGCAACAUCAGGACAGAAGUCCUUUAAACUGUUAGCCAAGGUGUCAGCAUACCCCAGACCUGACAUACAGUGGUAUAAAGGUGAUAAGUUGAUCAGCCGUCGUCCAGAGUUCAACAGGAUGCGUCUCCAUCAGCACUAUAACUUAGAGAUCAGAGACGUUCACCCUGAGGAUGCUGGGAACUACACCGUCCUCCUCAAGAACACCGUGGCCUUGCUGGAGAGGAGAAUCACCAUCACACUCAUCGUCAACGUUCCCCCUCAGAUCCAUGAGAAGGAAAUAGCGGCACCAUCUAGCCCAUAUGGCCGUGGCAGCAGCCAGACCCUCACCUGUACAGGGUACGGACGUCCCGCCCCCAACAUCACCUGGCAGUGGAGGAGAUGGAGCCCCUGUGGUCUCAACAGCAUGAGUCGGAGGGAUCGUAAAGGGCGUAGCGACAGCGUCUCAGACUGUCAGAACUGGCAGGACCUGGACUCACAGAACACCGUUAAUAAAAUAGAAAACAUCGAGACGUCAGUCGAAGUGGUGGAUGGGAGGCAGAAGAUAGUCAGCAGACUGGUGAUCCAGAACGCCAGUGUAUCAGUCAUGUAUAAAUGUUCUGCUAACAACAAAGUGGGUAAAGACCAGAAGCUGAUAUACUUCUAUGUGACCACUAUCCCAGAAGGGUUCAGUGUAGAGCUGGGUCCGUCUGAGGAACCUCUGGAGCAGGAGGAGGUGUCGCUAAGCUGCAUCGCUGACAACUACACCUACGAACAGCUCACCUGGUACAGACUGGACCCGCAGGCGCUGCAGGAUGAGCGUGGUAAACCCCUGGAGCUGGACUGUCGUAGUGUCCACCUGUACGCUGACCGCCUGGAUGGACAACUGACCUAUCAGGAGCAGUCUAACAGCUGGGUCCUGGAGAUGACCAUCGCUAGCAUCACGCUACAGGAUGAAGGGAACUAUGUCUGUGAGGUUCAGAAUAGGAGGAGCCGAGAGAAACACUGUCUACGCAAAUACAUAUCGGUUAAAGCUCUAGAAGCCCCCUGGUACAGACACAACCCGACCAAUCAGACAGUGAACAUCAGUGAGUCUCUCCUGAUGGAGUGUGAUGUAAUGGGAACUCCUUCCCCACACCUCUCCUGGUUCAAAGACAACCAGCCCCUGCACCAAAUGUCAGGACUGCAGCUACAGGACGCCAACAGGACGUUGAGUAUCCAGCGAGUCAGAGAAGAGGACGCCGGUCUCUACACCUGCACCGCCUGUAAUCAGAGGGGCUGCGCACACUCCUCCGCUGCCGUCACAGUGCUGGGUUCCAGUGACAGGGCUAACGUGGAGAUCGUGAUUCUGAUUGGGACAGGCGUCUUCGCUGUGUUCUUCUGGGCUCUACUCAUCCUCAUCUUCUACAACGUCAAACGGGUGAACCCGGCAGACAUAAAGACAGGCUAUCUGUCCAUCAUAAUGGACCCAGGGGAGGUACCCCUGGAUGAGCAGUUUGAAUACCUCUCGUACGACUCCUCCCAGUGGGAGAUAUCUGUGGACAAACUACGACUAGGGAAGGUGUUGGGUCAUGGAGCGUUUGGGAAGGUCAUCGAGGCCUCCAUCUUUGGAAUCAGCAAGAAGAGCAGCCUGGACACUGUGGCGGUGAAGAUGUUGAAAGAGGGAGCGUGUGCCAGUGACCACAAGGCUCUGAUGUCAGAGCUGAAGAUCCUGAUCCACAUUGGGAACCAUCUGAACGUGGUCAACCUCCUGGGGGCAUGCACCAAGCCCAGCGCCCCCCUCAUGGUGGUGGUGGAGUACUGCAAGUAUGGGAACCUGUCCAACUACCUGAGAGCCAAGAGAGAGUUCUUCCUACCUUACAGGGACCGCUCCCCUAAGACUCAGAGCCAGGUGAGACGCAUGAUAGAGGCGGGACAAGUGGAGCAGAGAGCCCGCCUCCCACCCACAUCCUCCUCCUCUAUUGGCAGCCCCCAGAGUCAGUCAUCCAGCAAGUCCAAUCAGAAGAGCCCAUCUCCUGCUGUGGAAAAGAUGGAGGACCUGUGGAAGACUCCUCUCACUAUAGAAGAUCUGAUCUGCUAUAGUUUCCAGGUGGCCAGAGGAAUGGAGUUCCUGGCCUCGCGAAUGUGUAUCCACAGGGACCUUGCAGCGAGGAACAUCCUGCUGUCAGAGAACAACGUGGUGAAGAUCUGUGACUUCGGCCUGGCUAGAGACAUCUACAAAGACCCCGACUACGUCAGGAAAGGCAACGCCCGUCUGCCACUGAAGUGGAUGGCUCCAGAUAUCUUUGACAAGGUCUACACCAGCCAGUCUGACGUCUGGUCCUUUGGUGUUCUACUCUGGGAGAUCUUCUCUCUGGGUGCAUCUCCGUACCCAGGUGUCCAGAUCGAUGAGGACUUCUGUAAACGACUGAAAGAUGGAACCAGGAUGAGAGCUCCUGAAACAGCUUCCCCUGAGAUCUAUGGUAUAAUGCUGGCCUGCUGGCAGGGCGAGCCCCGAGAGAGACCUCCCUUCCAAGCCCUGGUAGAUAUCCUGGGAGACCUCCUCCAGGACGACAGCCUCCCAGAUGGUAAGGACUACAUCCCCCUGAAUCCGUCCCAGAGCUCUGAGGAAGACAGCUUCUCUCAGGCCUCAUCACGACCCACAUCACAGGAGGAGAUGAGACUGGCCUGUCACAGCCUGCCCAUCAGGUAUUAUAACUGUGUGCCCUUCGCGGGCUGUGUGUUCGUGGGGCCGUCGAAGCUGUCGUCAUGCCAACCCAGAGUCAAGACGUUUGAGGAGCUACCAAUGGAAACGGCCUGGUAUAAAACCCACAACAACGGAGACAACCAGACAGACAGUGGGAUGGUUCUGGCGUCAGAGGAGUUUGACAUGAUCCAACACGAACACAGAGGAGCCAACAGGAGCACAGAGCGCCUGGUGGUGGUAGAGUCCAGCGGUAGCUCUGUUAGUUCCAGACACCGACCCGCCUUCCUCUCCCAGCUCUCUGGCCAGACCUUUUACAACAACGAGUAUGGUCAGCUGUCAGAGGAGGGCAGGGUCCUGGACUUCUUCUCCUCCCCUGAUGAUACACGCUGCCUCGCAUCCUCCAACCUGUGAUGUCUCAUUAUCAUCAUCUCACUGGGCUAGCCCCUCCCCCUCCAACCUGUGAUGUCUCAUUAUCAUAAUCUCAGUGGGCUAGCCCCUCCCCCUCCAACCUGUGAUGUCUCAUUAUCAUCAUCUCAGUGGGCUAGCCCCUCCCCCUCCAAUGUCAUCAUUAUCAUCAUCUCAGUGGGCUAGCC
Molecule: messenger RNA, 3488 nt
Organism: Oncorhynchus masou masou (cherry salmon)
Lineage: Eukaryota; Metazoa; Chordata; Actinopteri; Salmoniformes; Salmonidae
Product: vascular endothelial growth factor receptor 3-like
Biological process (GO): positive regulation of cell migration; multicellular organism development; vascular endothelial growth factor receptor signaling pathway
Cellular component (GO): plasma membrane; signaling receptor complex
Molecular function (GO): growth factor binding; transmembrane receptor protein tyrosine kinase activity; ATP binding
Source: RefSeq, a predicted model, not a curated record